Cornus florida is the source of this 537-nucleotide messenger RNA. RefSeq names its product peptidyl-prolyl cis-trans isomerase-like. Gene Ontology annotation, biological process: protein peptidyl-prolyl isomerization. Bases 1 to 537 code for a protein of 178 amino acids. The record is from RefSeq and is a predicted model, not a curated record. Lineage: Eukaryota; Viridiplantae; Streptophyta; Magnoliopsida; Cornales; Cornaceae. The transcript has a single exon. Gene Ontology annotation, molecular function: peptidyl-prolyl cis-trans isomerase activity.
AUGACAGACGAAACAACCUACCCCAUGGUGUACUUCAACAUCAAGAUCGGUGGUCACUACGAAGGCCAAAUUCUCUUCGAGCUCUACAACGACACCAACCCGCGCACGGCCGAGAACUUCCGCUGCCUCUGCACCGGCGAGAAGGGCUACGGCCUCGCGGACCGCCCUUUACACUACAAAGGCGCCAAAUUCCACAGUGUCAUCCCCGGAUUCUACUGUCGGGCCGGCGACAUCACCACCAGAGACGGCACCGGUGGGGAGUCCAUAUACGGAGAGAAGUUCGAGGACGAGAACUUCACCAGAAAGCACACGGAGAGGGGAAUGCUUUCAAUGGCGAACAACGGACCGGACACAAAUAAUUCGCAGUUCUUGAUCUGUUUUAGGAAGGCGGAGGAGCUGGACGGCAAACAUGUGGUGUUCGGUAAGGUGAUUCAAGGCAUGGAGGUGGUGGAGGCCAUCGAGAAUUUGGGGUCGCCAUCGGGGAAGAUGGAGAAGCCUGUUGUGGUCAUGGACUGUGGUAAGUAUCCUCACUGUUGA